Molecule: messenger RNA, 1200 nt
Organism: Colletotrichum chrysophilum
Lineage: Eukaryota; Fungi; Ascomycota; Sordariomycetes; Glomerellales; Glomerellaceae
Exons: 1
Coding region: 1-1200 (399 amino acids)
Molecular function (GO): protein binding
Source: RefSeq, a predicted model, not a curated record
AUGGAUGUAAAUGCUGUCAUUGUCAAUGCUGAGGGCGGUCAUUACGGCAACGCUCUUCAAGCUGCCGCUUUCCAAGGUUACGCUGACAUUGUGUCACACCUUCUCAAAGGAGGAGCAAAUGUCGAUGCCCAGGGUGGCCAAUACAAGACCGCUCUAGCUGCUGCUGUAGAGGCAUCUCAUGAAGAUGUUACCAAGAUUCUUCUCAAUUGGGACGCCAAUGUCAACAAUGGCCAGGAUAUUCUCUUAACAGCUGUUCUAAAUCGCAAGACCAGCAUUGUCGGGUUGCUUAUUGGCAAGAGCGCUAAUGUCAGUCGGGAGGCUUUCAAGUGGGCAUGCCAAAUCAGAAACCUGACUACGAUACAUCUACUGCUCAAGAACAUUCAGAGCACUGACACCAUCAAUUACUGCAGCAAACGUCUGCAUGACGCCUGUAAACGAGGUUAUUACGACGUGGUUCAAACGCUGAUCAGAAGCAAAGCCAACGUUAAUGCAAGAGACUGGCAUGGUCUUACCGCGCUUUACUAUGCGGCUUCAUACAAUCACGUUAAGAUUGUGAAAUUGCUGCUUGAAAAUGGGGCAAGUUUCAACCAGGAGGAUGAAGAAUUUGAGAAGGAUCCCUUCUAUGCCUCGUGUACAAACCGAGCCAUGGAAACCAUGAGCAUUCUUUUGAUGAAAGACCCGGACCCGGACCCGGACCCAUUGUUUUUCGAUGAGGCUCUUGAAUCGGCGUCAUACAGCGCUGACAUCGAAGUGCUUGAACUUCUUUUGAAGACUGCCAAGAGGGAACAGCAAAAUCAAACAAAUCCCGUUGUUUUGGCUCAAGCUAUGUAUAACGCGAUACUCUCAUUGCAUGAAGGAUGCGAUACAGUCUUGAGACUAUUGCUUCAACAUGGCGCAGACGUCGACGCCAUUGCCGGCGACGCCGGCAAGAACACCACCAUGCUCUGUUGUGCAGCGUUGUGGCUUCAAGAUGACGAAAGGAAGGCCAAAGCGAUGGUCGUUAUUGAAGUGCUUCUCGAACACCAUGCGAAUGUCAACAAGGGCCACACUUUCCUUGGGACUCCCCUGGAUAUGGCGAUGAGGGCAAAGAAUUACAAACUAGUUAACAUUCUGUUGGCAAAGGGCGCAAAGUGGACGCCAUAUUUCGGGAUGUGCAUGCAGCAUACAGCAUAUAGGCGCAAGCUUGAGGAGGUGAAGUGA